Trichomycterus rosablanca is the source of this 2077-nucleotide messenger RNA. RefSeq names its product bucky ball-like. NCBI's taxonomy places the organism in Eukaryota, Metazoa, Chordata, Actinopteri, Siluriformes, Trichomycteridae. The transcript is spliced from 7 exons. The record is from RefSeq and is a predicted model, not a curated record. The coding region runs from base 46 to 1806 and encodes 586 amino acids.
AGUUCAUUCCACCAUUUGUGUGCAGGUUGGAAACAUUGUGUUUGUAUGAAGCAGCUGGAUGAGAAUCGAGCAGAAAUGGAAGAACCAAACAAAGCUUCACACUCCGUGGGAGGUGAUCGUUCGGUCAAUCAUCCCAAACCAUUCUUCUAUGUUCAACCACCAGCACAGCCAUUUUAUGCAUACCAGUGGCACAUGAAUCACCCGUACAGCCAUCACAACUUCCCUGGAUAUGGCUUCCAUUAUGGCCGUCCAUACAUGGUCCCAUACUCCUACCUGCAGUAUCCAGGGUACGUCAUGCCUCACGCCAUGCAUCCUGUGGAUUACCGCCGAAUAUACGAGCGAAACUUUCCACAUUCCGCCACUUGUGAGGUCACUCUUCGACAGCAACAACAACAGCAGGGCAACGUGACUCAAAAAGAGACGACGUGUGCCGGAGCACAGACGGAGCCUUGCGACGCCCUGAAUAAACUCAUCGAAUGUCUGGAUCAGUUGCAUGCCGCAGACAGUUCCCAGACGUCCGGAAGUGUGUCGCCAAUGACCGGGGAUGCAAAGUAUGUGGGAGAAACCCUGGAGAGAAAGCCGGAUAGCGAAGAAGAGUCAAGUUCUAGUCCUGUAGAGCACUUCAUUCAAGAGGAGAACCAGUGUCUGUGUGAGGAGAUGGGGAAGGAUGAGGUUCACCACCAUGAUUGCCACUCGGACUCCUCUCGAAUCCAAUCAUCAAGUGGUAUUGGUCAAGGAAGACAAGAUGAUCUAAUACAGGACAGAGAAGGUGCAGAUACAGAUGAGGGAAUGGAGUGGAAUGGAUAUAAUGCCAGCCGGCCUUCGUCCCAUUCCUCACCAGCUCGAUGUUCCUCAAGAAGAAGAGAGAAUCAGGAUCUCAAGAACGUUCAGCAGCGAGAUGUUUCAGACGACCACUCGUGCUGCAUUCUCCACUUACCCUUUGAAAAGGUCUUAUCUUCCAGUGUUUUAGGCCACAGUGUUACUUCCUCAUCACUCGGAUCUCCGUUAAGUUAUACCUACCAUCCUCCUAAGCUGGCUCACGAGCGCCUUAGCGUCCUGAGUCCUUCUUUGGACGAGCUCUCAUCCCACGAUGAGGUUCUUUCCACCGAUUUGGAUGAAAUCGACCUGUUUCCCACUCGGAUUUACACCAGAGGAAAACUGUCCGAAGUCGCGUCCAGGAAAGGUCACGCUUCCGAACUGUGUUUCCUCUACCCCAACAGACUGACGUGCACCACGUGUGGGUCACACUCCUUCAGAGAGCUGAACAGGAGUAAGACGUACCGCUACAAAGACUUUAAAGAUUCAGGCAAGGUCGAGGGUGGAAGCUGUGAGAUGGGCAGGACGUGCGAGCAUUGCUUACAGAGCGUGCCGUCAAAAAGUCACGUAACCAAGAAAGUGCAUCCGCACAUCAAACAGAGAACAAACACGGCACAGCACAGGGAUACGGAUGUGCAUGAAAUGUCUCAUUCGGAGCAUUUUUACUGCGAGAAAUGCAUGAGUUCACCAGAGAAGAGCACCAGUCAUGCAUUCAGAGCAGCUCGUCCAGAGAGACGGUCCAGACUGACCUCCGAUCAGCUCGUCUGGGAGCACGUCAGUGGAAACACCAGACUGAAAUCCUGUAGAGCUCAACCCCUCCCUCAAAGACCACAACGACAGACAAAAUCUCGCUUUAAACCUCACGUGUGUCCGGGAUCCAGAAAUAAUGAUGAUGAUGCUGAAGAGGAGGUGGAAGAUGAGGAAGGACAGGAGAUGAUUCAGUACCACAGGGGAAAAGGAACCACAAAACGAGGAGGUGCUCCCUGCUAAAGUUCACCACAGUGCACAUCAUCAGCGUUGGUUUUUUUGGGUUUGGAAUUAUAACGAGUGUGUUUUUGGGUUGCAAAUGGGUUACUGUUGAUGUUCACUGCACUUUAAUUUCACGACACUCACGGCGUCUUUCAUGAAAUUAUGUUAAUGUUAAUGGCUUAACUUUUUUAUUCCGGCACUUUCCCUGCAUACAUAAAUGGAUGUAAAAAAAUAAAUGUAAUUAAUAACUGUGCUUUCUGAACAUCUUCGCUAUUAGAGUUUAAAUAAAGAA